Molecule: messenger RNA, 1924 nt
Organism: Medicago truncatula (barrel medic)
Lineage: Eukaryota; Viridiplantae; Streptophyta; Magnoliopsida; Fabales; Fabaceae
Product: histone acetyltransferase GCN5
Exons: 13
Coding region: 90-1718 (542 amino acids)
Biological process (GO): chromatin remodeling; positive regulation of transcription by RNA polymerase II
Cellular component (GO): histone acetyltransferase complex
Molecular function (GO): histone H3 acetyltransferase activity; protein binding
Source: RefSeq, a predicted model, not a curated record
UACUACUAGACGUUGACAUUGAAGGUUCGAUGCACAAAAUAGCACGCACCGUUGGAAGCAAUUGAAGUGAAAGAGAGUAAAACCCUACGAUGGAAUCACACGGCGGAGGACCACUCCGUUCCCGGAGUUCCCAAUCCGCUUCUCCAUCCCACUCCGCCUCCGCUUCCGCCACCUCAUCCAUCCACAAACGCAAACUCGUCUCCGAAGAUCACGCGCCACCGUUCGCGCCUUCUUCCUUAUCCGCCGACACACGCGACGGCGCCUUAACAUCCAAUGACGACCUCGAAAGCAUCUCCGCUCGCGGCAACGACUCUGAUUCCGACGACGACUCCGAAGACGCAGUUGUCGACGACGACGAAGACGAGUACGAUAAUGACAACGGUUCCUCCAUGCGGAAUUUCACUGCUGCUAGGCUUAACAAUGCUCCUUCCGCUCCUCGCAAUACGAAGAUCAAAACUGAAAAUUCAACGGUUAAGAUUGAACAAUCUGAUGGAGCUAAAGAUGCUGGACCUCCUGUCACCGGUGCCGGUGCCGGCGGUGGUUCUGUUCCCGGCAUUGUGGUUAAGGAGGACGCGACGAAGAUAUUCACUGAAAAUUUGCAGACUAGUGGUGCUUAUAGUGCCAGGGAAGAGAGUCUCAAGAAAGAGGAAGAAACUGGAAAGCUCAAAUUUACAUGUCUGUCAAAUGAUGGAGUUGACCAGCAUAUGGUUUGGUUGAUAGGAUUGAAGAAUAUAUUUGCUAGACAACUUCCCAAUAUGCCCAAGGAGUACAUUGUCCGGCUUGUUAUGGAUAGGAGCCAUAAGUCUGUAAUGGUUAUAAGGCGUAAUCACGUUGUUGGAGGCAUUACAUAUCGUCCAUAUGCAAGCCAGAGGUUUGGUGAGAUAGCCUUUUGUGCAAUUACGGCUGAUGAGCAAGUAAAAGGGUAUGGUACCAGAUUGAUGAAUCACUUAAAACAGUAUGCUCGUGAUGUAGAUGGGCUGACACAUUUUCUCACAUAUGCUGACAAUAAUGCUGUUGGAUAUUUCAUCAAACAGGGAUUUACUAAAGAGAUUCACUUGGAGAAAGAUCGAUGGCAUGGUUACAUAAAGGAUUAUGAUGGGGGAAUUCUCAUGGAAUGUAAGAUUGAUCCAAAGCUUCCCUACACUGAUUUAUCAACUAUGAUCCGUCGUCAAAGACAGGCAAUAGAUGAAAAGAUUAGAGAAUUGUCUAAUUGUCAAGUUGUUCAUGAAGGACUCAAUUUUUAUAAGAAUGAAGCUGGUAUUCCUAUGAAAAUUAUUAAAGACAUCCCUGGUUUAGGUGGAGAUGUUGGAUGGAGUCCUGAUCAGUGGGGUCAUUCGCGGUUCAGAACCUUAGGUGGUUCUACCGACAUUGCUACAAAUCUAAAACAUUUAACUGCGUUUAUGCGUACACUUCUGAAGACGAUGCAUGAUCACGCUGAUGCUUGGCCAUUCAAGGAACCUGUUGAUGAACUAGAUGUUCCUGAUUAUUAUCAAAUCAUCAAAGAUCCAAUAGAUCUGAAGACAAUGAGUAAAAGGGUGGAGUCAGAGCUAUAUUAUGUCACAUUUGAGAUGUUUGUUGAGGAUGUCAAAAGAAUGUUUUCGAAUGCACGGACCUAUAAUUCUCCAGAAACAAUAUAUUACAAAUGUGCUACAAGGCUAGAAGCACACUUUCAAAGCAAAGUGCAUUCGAUUCUCCAGUCCGGCAACAAAGUUCAGUAGGGAAACUUCAUCAGCCAUGCAUACUGUUAUAUUCAGAUUAUAGAUAUUGUAUAAUUAUUCCCUAUGAUCAAUCAGCCAUGUAAGUAGUAGUAUCGACUUGAACCAAAGUUUUUUCUGAUGCUAUUUAGGGUAACUUCCUAUUUGACUUGCUGCAACACACUUGAUAUUCUUUUUCUUUUUUAUAAAAAGAAUUGGACAUUUCAAAA